AUGGAUCUCCAGAAGGGGCUGUCCAGAAUGGUUCUGUUCCUGCUUUUUCUUUAUCUGUCACCGCUAGGAGGUCGCUCUCACCCUCUGGGCAGUCCUAGCCAGUCUCCUGAACGAGUCAAAAUGCAGAUGCUGCUGAACCUGCUGAGGGAAAAGGCACAGGAGGUGGCCCAGGGACAGCUCCUGAAGGACCGCGAUCCCACAAAACCCCCCCCCAAAAGCACCCUUGGAUCGCAAGACAGCACCCUCCAGGACCUGCAGAGACUUCGAAACACCAAGAAGAUGCAUAAUUCGGGCUGCUUUGGGCAGAAGAUAGACCGGAUCGGCUCUGUCAGUCGUCUGGGCUGCAAUGGUGACCACCUUCCAUCCCAGGGGUCAGAUGCUCCUCAGGGUGCAGACUGCCUGUUGGUUGGCCACCCCUUCAUAGGACAAAAGGCGUUCUGA
Messenger RNA from Arvicola amphibius (Eurasian water vole), 441 nucleotides. RefSeq names its product natriuretic peptide B (gene Nppb). Gene Ontology annotation, cellular component: extracellular region; cytoplasm; nucleus. NCBI's taxonomy places the organism in Eukaryota, Metazoa, Chordata, Mammalia, Rodentia, Cricetidae. The coding region runs from base 1 to 441 and encodes 146 amino acids. Gene Ontology annotation, biological process: negative regulation of systemic arterial blood pressure; neuropeptide signaling pathway; receptor guanylyl cyclase signaling pathway. The record is from RefSeq and is a predicted model, not a curated record. Gene Ontology annotation, molecular function: hormone receptor binding; hormone activity. The transcript has 3 exons.